CACACAUUCCCUUCACCGAUGUUUCGUUAAGUUACCUCAAGAUGAUUAUGAUGAAGUGUGGAAAAGAAAAAGAAAUGUAGAAAACAGUUAAGGGCAAAAAGUUUAUAUCAAUAAAAUCAUGACGCACACUGGAGCAACUCAGUCCACAAUUAAACACCAUCAGCUGAUGCUGAGAUUAAACCCUUUGGACUGAAACACUCUGAACACCUGAAUAACACGUCAAAGUUCAACAUUUAUGAGAGUAGUUCUGGUAAAGCUCCACCCCCUCACCUGAUUUACCUGAGACAAACCAGGAAACAGUUCAUUGUUGUGUGCGACUAAAGAGAGACAUAGAUGAUCAGAGCCAUCUUCAGACCAAACUGACACCUUCCUCUGAGUGAGUCCAGCUACAGGAGAGAAAAGUGGAAACUACAACAGUGCUGCUUCAAGCUGCUGACUCUCCACACACUGAAGCUUCACUCAGAGACUAAAUGGCUUCCAGAUCAGAGGAGGAUCUCUGCUGUCCGGUCUGUAAGGAGAUCUUCAAGGAUCCUAUUGUUCUGACAUGUAGCCACAGCUUCUGUAAAGUCUGUGUGAAGAACUGGUGGAGAGAGAAACCAACACACGAGUGUCCAUUUUGUAAGAGAAGAUCUUCAAGAGAUGAUCCACCUUCAAACUUGGUGUUGAAGAAUCUGUGUGAGUCCUUCUUACAGGAGAGAGAUCAGAGAUCUCCAGAGGCUCUCUGCAGUCUGCACUCUGAGAAACUCAGACUCUUCUGUCUGGACCAUCAGCAGCCAGUGUGUCUCGUCUGCAGAGAUUCAAGAAAACACUCCAACCACAGAUUCAGUCCCAUCGAUGAAGCUGCAACAGAUCUAAAGAAGAUCCUUCAGGAAACUCUGGAGCCCUUAAAGAAGAAGUUAAAGGUUUAUGAAGAAGUUAAAGUCAAGUUUGAUGAAACAGAAAAACACAUCAAGGUCCAGGCCCGACACACAGAGAGGCAGAUUAAGGAGCAGUUCAAGAAGCUUCACCAGUUUCUAGCAGAGGAAGAGGAGGCCAGGAUGGCUGCACUGAGGGAGGAAGAGGAGCAGAAGAGUCAGAUGAUGAAGGAGAAGAUGGAGGCUCUGAGCAGAGAGAUAGCAGCUCUUUCACACACAGUCAGAGCCACAGAGGAGGAGCUGAGAGCUGAAGACGUCUCAUUCCUCAACAACUACAAGGCUGCAGUGGAAAGAGUCCAGCGCUGCCCCCUGCUGGAUGAUCCACAGCUGCCCUCAGGAGCUCUGAUAGACCAGGCCAAACAUCUGGGCAACCUGGUCUUCAAAAUUUGGAACAAUAUGAAGGACCUGGUCUCCUACACUGCUGUCAUUCUGGAUCCAAACACUGCUCAUCCAAGACUGAUUCUGUCUGAAGAUCUGACCAGUGUGAGAUUAGGAGAUAAACAACAACUUCCUGAUAAUCCAGAGAGGUUUUAUUAUAACUGGUCUGUCCUGGGCUCUGAGGGCUUUAACUCAGGGACUCGCAGCUGGGAUGUUGAGGUUGGAGAUAACAAAUGGUGGGAACUCGGUGUGUUAGCAGAGUCUGUCCAGAGGAAGGGAAACGCACGAUCUGGAUUGUGGAGAAUAUUGUUCUAUGAAGGUAAAUACUCAGCAUGGUCACCACCAGAUAAUUCCAAUGAUCUCCCAGUAAAGAAUGAGCUCCAGAGGAUCAGAGUGAAUCUGGACUGGAACAGAGGACAACUGUCAUUCUCUGAUAUUGAUACUAACAAACACAUACACACCUUCAAACACACUUUCACUGAGAGGAUGUUUCCAUUCAUUAACAGUGUGGAUAAACUCCCACUGAAGAUAAUACCAGUGAAUAAGAGCAGAUGGGUGGAGGGGGUGGAGUCAGUGGACAGGUGUGACUUUGGUGAUGAAUUCAGAUGUGCUACAUCCUGUCUCUUCUCUCUUCUCCUGGCCUGGAUGUGGAGGUUCAACCAGGUGCUGAUCUCAAUGAGUCUGUCAAGUGUGGAGGGUUUACUGGGCACAGUCAGCCAGGAGGAGACCCGCAGGAUGGCUUCCAGAUCAGAGGAGGAUCUCUGCUGUCCGGUCUGUCAGGAGGUCUUCAGAGAUCCUGUUCUUCUAACAUGUAGCCACAGCUUCUGUAAAGUCUGUCUGAAGAACUGGUGGACAAAGAAUCCAUUACACGAGUGUCCAGUUUGUAAGAGAAGAUCUUCAAGAGAUGAUCCACCUUUAAACUUGGUGCUGAGGAACCUGUGUGAGUCCUUCUUACAGGAGAGAGAUCAGAGAUCUCCAGAGGCUCUCUGCAGUCUGCACUCUGAGAAACUCAGACUCUUCUGUCUGGACCAUCAGCAGCCAGUGUGUGUCGUCUGCAGAGACUCAAAAGAUCACUCCAAACACAGAUUCAGUCCCAUCGAAGAAGCUGCACAACAGCACAAGAAGAACCUUCAGGAAACUCUGGAGCCCUUAAAGAAGAAGUUAAAGGUUUGUGAAGAAGUUAAAGUGGCGUUUGAUCAAACAGAAAAACACAUCAAGGUCCAGGCCCAAUAUACAGAGAAGCAGAUUAAGGAGCAGUUCAAGAAGCUUCACCAGUUUCUAGCAGAGGAAGAGGAGGCCAGGAUGGCUGCACUGAGGGAGGAAGAGGAGCAGAAGAGUCAGAUGAUGAAGGAGAAGAUGGAGGCUCUGAGCAGAGAGAUAGCAGCUCUUUCAGACACAGUCAGAGCCACAGAGGAGGAGCUGAGAGCUGAAGACGUCUCAUUCCUCAACAACUACAAGGCUGCAGUGGAAAGAGUCCAGCGCUGCCCCCUGCUGGAUGAUCCACAGCUGCCCUCAGGAGCUCUGAUAGACCAGGCCAAACAUCUGGGCAACCUGGCCUUCCACACCUGGAACAACAUGAAGGACCUGGUCUCCUACACUCCUGUCAUUCUGGAUCCAAACACUACUGGAACAGAAAUGAUCCUGUCUGAAGAUCUGACCAGUGUGAGACGAGGAGAUGAACAACAGGUUCCUGAUAAUCCAGAGAGGUUGGAUUAUUCUGGUUCUGUCCUGGGCUCUGAGGGAUUUAACUCAGGGACUCACAGCUGGGAUGUUGAGGUUGGAGAUAACACAGUGUGGGAACUGGGUGUGUUAGCAGAGUCUGUCCAGAGGAAGGGACGCAUAAAGCCUGGAUGGUGGGGAAUAUGGUUCUAUGAAGGUAAAUACUCAGCAUUCUCACGACCAAAUCAUCCGACUUACCUUCCAGUAAAGAAGAAGCUCCAGAGGAUCAGAGUGAAUCUGGACUGGAACAAAGGAAAACUGUCGUUCUCUGAUAUUGAUACUAACAAACACAUACACACCUUCAGACACACUUUCACUGAUAGAAUAUUUCCAUACAUUAACACUGGAGAUAAAGUCCCAGUGAAGAUAUUACCAGUUUCAGGUUACAGGACUACGUCACCUUCAGUCACUCUGGUCACCUUCGUGGCCAAAAAUGCCCCAUAG
Messenger RNA from Mugil cephalus (flathead mullet), 3455 nucleotides. RefSeq lists its product as uncharacterized. Bases 471 to 3455 code for a protein of 994 amino acids. Lineage: Eukaryota; Metazoa; Chordata; Actinopteri; Mugiliformes; Mugilidae. Gene Ontology annotation, biological process: protein ubiquitination. The transcript is spliced from 8 exons. Gene Ontology annotation, molecular function: ubiquitin-protein transferase activity; zinc ion binding; protein binding. The record is from RefSeq and is a predicted model, not a curated record.